CUGUGAUACCAUGACGAUGAAGUUGGUUUGCGGUUGUCUUUUGGCAGUUGCCCUGCUCGGCUGUCUGGCUGAUGCUCAAUUUUUCUCAAAGACUCAGCAAAACCAGCAGCUGCCUGAGGUUCCAAGAUACACCCAACCUGCACCACCUCAGAAGACUCAGAAGCCACAGCCAUCCCCCAACAGGUACACCCCUCCGCAGCCUCAACGUACUCAGCAGCCUCAACAGCACAGCAAGCAGACCCAUCAGAAUACCGAAACAUUUCACACUUGUGAAGUGGCUGAGCAGUACAAGAUACAGUGUGGUGCUCCUAGCAUCUCUGCUCAAGAUUGCGAGGCUAUAAACUGCUGCUUUGAUGGACGCAUGUGCUUUUAUGGCAAAUCCGUGACUCUUCAGUGCACCAAGGAUGCCCAAAUGAUUGUGGUGGUGGCAAGAGACGCCACCUUACCCAACAUCGACUUGGAGUCAAUUACUUUCCUUGGAAAUGAUCAGAACUGCAGUCCCGUUGGCACCACUUCUGCUUUUGCCAUCUACCAGUUCCCCGUCACUGCCUGUGGCACUGUCAUGAUGGAGGAGCCUGGGGUUGUAAUCUAUGAGAACAGGAUGUCCUCCUUAUAUGAAGUCAUUAUCGGACCCUACGGCGCCAUUACCAGAGACAGCCACUAUGAGCUGCUUGUCCAGUGUAGGUACAUUGGUACCUCAGUUGAGGCUCUGGUCAUUGAGGUUGGCCUGGUUCCUCCACCACCCCCAGUUGCAGCUCCUGGACCUCUGCGCGUGGAGCUAAGGCUGGGCAACGGAGAGUGCAAUGUCAAGGGUUGUGUGGAAGAGGACGUGGCCUACAGCUCCUUUUACGUGGAUUCUGACUAUCCCGUCACCAAGGUGCUUCGGGAUCCUGUGUACGUUGAAAUCAGAAUGCUGGAGAGGACAGAUCCCAACCUUGUCUUGACUCUUGGAAGAUGCUGGACAACUUCUGACCCCUACCCUCAUAGUCUCCCUCAGUGGGACUUGCUGAUUGAUGGCUGCCCAUACCGUGAUGAUCGUUACCUGACCUCCUUGGUCCCUGUGGGUGCCCAAUCAGGACUGGAGUACCCAACCCACCACAGGCGUUUUAUUUUCAAGAUGUUCACGUUUGUAUCUACUGGAGGUGGCAAUGACGCCAAGGGAGGUGCCAAGGGAGGCAUGGCAGAUCCAGAGGUUAUGACUCCUCUCAAGGAAAAGGUGUAUAUCCACUGCAACGUGGCUGUGUGCCAACCCUCUCUUGGAAAUAAUUGUGAACCGAGGUGCUUCAGAAAGAGGAGAGACAUUGCCGGCUCUUUCCAGAGAAGCUACAGAGAGGAGACCACUGUGGUUAGCAGUAAGGAACUUAACUUCAUGGACAACGGCCAGAGUGCUCAGUAA
Plectropomus leopardus (leopard coralgrouper) is the source of this 1396-nucleotide messenger RNA. RefSeq names its product zona pellucida sperm-binding protein 4-like. The record is from RefSeq and is a predicted model, not a curated record. Gene Ontology annotation, molecular function: structural constituent of egg coat; acrosin binding. Gene Ontology annotation, biological process: binding of sperm to zona pellucida; prevention of polyspermy. Lineage: Eukaryota; Metazoa; Chordata; Actinopteri; Perciformes; Serranidae. Gene Ontology annotation, cellular component: egg coat.